Molecule: messenger RNA, 528 nt
Organism: Sinocyclocheilus rhinocerous
Lineage: Eukaryota; Metazoa; Chordata; Actinopteri; Cypriniformes; Cyprinidae
Gene: grcc10
Product: gene rich cluster, C10 gene
Exons: 4
Coding region: 114-482 (122 amino acids)
Biological process (GO): post-embryonic development
Source: RefSeq, a predicted model, not a curated record
GUUGCACACGGACACUUUUAUGGCUGUACCCACCGGAAGUGUGUGCGUCACAGGAGAGGCUGUGAUUAAGUACUGGCAUCAUCGAUUGAAUCUCCCCUGUGGAGUGAGCCAGCAUGGCCUCUGCCCCGGCACAGCAGCCCACGCUCACUGUAGAGCAGGCGAGAGUUGUUCUUAGUGAGGUGAUCCAGGCUUUCUCUGUGCCUGAGAACGCAGCCCGCAUGGAGGAAGCCAGAGAAAGCGCCUGCAACGACAUGGGCAAGAUGCUGCAGCUUGUGCUUCCUGUGGCCACUCAGAUCCAACAGGAGGUCAUCAAAGCAUACGGCUUCAACAAUGAAGGAGAAGGUGUUCUCAAAUUUGCCCGGCUGGUGAAGAUGUAUGAAACUCAGGACCCAGAGAUCGCCGCCAUGUCAGUGAAACUCAAGAGUCUCCUACUGCCGCCGCUCUCCACUCCUCCUAUCGGCAGUGGCAUCCCGAGCUCAUAGAACAGCGCAAACUCCCAGUUCAUCAAGUUCAAAUCCGUUUCAACUC